GGGCUGGGAGGAGGGGAGUUUGAAGAUCGUGGCGGGAAAUGGCGGCUGCAGCAUCUGUUACUUGGCAGGGUUUCUCCGGAGCAGGAGGGCACCGGGUCUGUGUCUUUUCCUGAAUGGCUGAGCCGAGUCUGCGAUGAAUCUUCCGCGCUGGAGUGGGAAGCGGCGGCGAUCGGCGUCAGACUCCUUCUCGGGAAGCGGCGGCGACAGCAGUGACAGCCUCCUGUUGCUCUCGGGGCCGGUGCUGAGCCCGCCCCCGGGGCUGGCUCGCCGCCUGGAGGCCCGCGGCCGCGCAGCUGCAGGAGAAUGCAAGCAGACAAUUCCCGACGACCACCAAACAGACAAGCUGUUGUUGGCAAAUUGGGGACUUCCUACAGCAGUUCUGGACAAAUAUCACAGUUUUGGUGUAAAAAAGAUGUUUGAAUGGCAAGCAGAGUGUCUCUUGCUUGGACAAGUCUUAGAAGGGAAGAAUUUAGUCUAUUCAGCUCCUACAAGUGCUGGGAAGACUCUUGUUGCUGAAUUACUUAUUUUGAAGCGGGUUUUGGAAAUGAAGAAGAAGGCUUUGUUUAUUCUGCCCUUUGUCUCUGUGGCUAAAGAGAAGAAAUACUAUCUCCAGAGUCUUUUUCAGGAAGUAGGAAUAAAUGUAGGUGGUUAUAUGGGCAGUACCUCUCCAGCAGGGCAUUUUUCUUCCCUGGACAUUGCUGUCUGCACAAUUGAGAGAGCCAAUGGUCUGAUCAAUCGCCUCAUAGAAGAAAAUAAGAUGGACCUAUUAGGAAUGGUGGUUGUAGAUGAAUUGCAUAUGCUGGGAGAUUCUCAUCGAGGGUAUUUGCUGGAACUUUUGCUGACGAAGAUUUGCUAUAUUACUCGGAAAUUCUCAUCUUGCCAAACAGAUUUAGCCAGUUGUUUGCCUAAUGCCAUACAGAUUGUUGGUAUGAGUGCUACUCUUCCUAAUUUGGAGUUUGUGGCUUCCUGGUUGAAUGCUGAACUCUACCACACAGAUUUUCGUCCUGUACCGUUAUUGGAGUCAGUAAAAAUAGGAAAUUCUGUCUAUGACUCUUCAAUGAAGCUUGUGAGGGAAUUUCAACCUAUACUACAAGUGAAGGGAGAUGAGGAUCAUGUUGUUAGUUUAUGUUAUGAGACCGUUCGUGAUAACCAUUCAGUAUUACUUUUCUGUCCAUCAAAGAAAUGGUGUGAGAAACUGGCAGAUAUCAUUGCCCAUGAAUUCUAUAACCUACACUGUCAAGCUGAGGGAUUGAUAAAUUCAUCUGAUCUUCCACCAGUGGUUCUGGAGCAAAAAGGCCUCCUAGAAGUGAUGGAUCAGUUAAAACGUUUGCCUUCAGGACUGGACUCUGUAUUACAAAAAACUGUACCAUGGGGAGUAGCAUUUCAUCAUGCAGGUCUUACCUUUGAGGAGAGGGAUAUUAUUGAAGGAGCCUUUCGUCAAGGUCAGAUUCGUGUUUUGGCAGCAACUUCUACUCUUUCAUCUGGGGUGAAUUUACCUGCACGUCGUGUAAUUAUUCGGACUCCAAUUUUCAGUGGUCGGCUUCUUGAUAUUCUUACUUAUAAGCAGAUGGUUGGCCGUGCUGGCAGGAAAGGAGUAGACACAGUAGGUGAAAGUAUCUUAGUUUGUAAGAACUCUGAGAAGUCAAAAGGCAUAGCUCUACUUCAGGGAUCUUUAAAACCUGUUCGUAGCUGUCUAAGAAGACAAGAGGGAGAAGAAGUGACUGCAAGUAUGAUAAGAGCUAUUCUGGAGAUAAUAGUUGGUGGAGUGGCAGCUACUUCAGAGGAUAUGCAGACUUAUGCUUCUUGUACAUUUUUGGCUGCAAGUAUGAAAGAAGAGAAGCAGGGAAUUCAGAGAAAUCAAGAUUCUGUUAGUCUUGGAGCAAUUGAGGCCUGUGUAACAUGGCUGCUAGAAAAUGAAUUCAUCCAGAUUACUGAAGAUACUGAUGGAAGAGAAGGGAAACUAUAUCACCCAACACAUCUUGGAUCAGCAACUCUUUCUUCUUCACUUUCUCCAAUAGAUACUUUAGAUAUUUUUGCUGACCUUCAAAGAGCAAUGAAGGGCUUUGUUUUAGAGAAUGAUUUGCAUAUUGUUUAUCUGGUGACACCUAUGUUUGAAGAUUGGACUACUAUUGAUUGGUAUCGGUUUUUCUGUUUAUGGGAAAAACUGCCAACUUCUAUGAAACGGGUAGCAGAGUUAGUGGGAGUUGAAGAAGGGUUUUUGGCUCGCUGUGUGAAAGGAAAAGUAGAAGCCAGAACUGAAAGGCAGCACCGACAAAUGGCCAUCCAUAAAAGGUUUUUCACCAGCCUUGUACUUUUAGAUUUGAUCAGUGAAGUUCCCUUAAAGGAAAUAAGUCGGAAGUAUGGAUGCAAUCGUGGACAGAUUCAGUCUUUACAACAGUCAGCUGCUGUUUAUGCAGGGAUGAUCACAGUGUUUUCUAACCGCCUGGGUUGGUACAACAUAGAACUGCUACUUUCCCAGUUUCAGAAACGUCUUACAUUUGGUAUCCAGAGGGAGCUCUGUGACUUGAUCCGGGUAUCAUUACUUAAUGCGCAGCGAGCUCGGUUCCUGUAUGCUUCUGGCUUUCUUACUGUGGCAGAUCUUGCCAAGGCAGAUAUUACUGAGGUGGAGACUGUUCUGAAAAAUGCUAUGCCUUUUAAAAGUACUCGAAAGGCUGUGGAUGAAGAAGAGGAAGCAGUUGAGGAACGUCGUAACAUGCGAACAAUUUGGGUGACUGGAAGAAAAGGUUUAACUGAACGGGAAGCAGCAACUCUUAUAGUGGAAGAAGCCAAUAAGAUUCUGCAACAGGACUUAUUUGAAAUGGGAGUGCAAUGGAAGACAUAUUCCUCUUUACAAUCGAAUACACAGUCAUUUACUAGCCAUGAGUCAGAAGUAAAGGAGCACAAACUUCUACCCCAAGUUAAGCACUCUAGUGAAAGAUUAACAGUAAAGAAAAAAAGUAACACAGUAUUUAACUAUUCUGUUAUGAAUUCACCAAAUACACUGCAAGAUUUAGCUAAAAGUAGAGAGAAUACAAAUUCCUUUUGUUACAAGUUCCAAGAUGGGAAUCAAGAACAUCAAGUGAAAUCUAUUUCAAGAAUAAGAAAACAAGUCUCUUUGAGUAUAAAUACAGUGAAGCGAAGAACCUCUGAGAGUGAAAGGAAAACAAGCACUAAGAAAGCUGUUCCAACUCUUUCAUCUGAGAAAACAAAAAAAGAAAAUUUGAAUUUCAGUUCAGAAAAGAUGAAUGCAACCUCUCGUUCUUUGAAACGAUUAAGGCACAGUAGUCCUAUGAAAGACACUGGAGUGUAUAGAAAUGAUUUACAAGAACAGACCAUGUCUGAACCCAUUCAUUGUGAAAACUCACUUAUAGGUGUGAAUUUGAAAUUUAAAAAUCCAGAGCCAUCUGCUAAAAAAGUGUGUUUUAAGGGAAGAAAUAGCAAAGCAUUAUUAUCACUAGAAAGAGAACAGAAUUGUUCUGGAAAAAGAAUAACCAAUGAUGUUCUGGUGGGAUGUUUUAUUAGAGAACCUCAGAAUAAGUCAGUGACUUGUCAAGCCAUGAGUGCGGUUAAUAAAAACGCCAGUGAAUUAGCUGUUACUGAGCCAGAAAAAUUAAGCAAAGUGAUAAUUGAAAAUGAUUCAAAAAAACAGAAUAUUUAUGAGAAACACCAUGAUACCCAUACAAUUAACCAUUUUUCUGAGAAUUCUGAUGGACUGACAAACACUUCCAUCAAACAGAAAAGAACAAUAGAGAGACAAAUGCCAUGUGAGUCAGUCAGUAGUUAUACAACUAGAGACUCAAAUGUUACUACAUGUGAAAACAUAAAGUAUAAUGCUGAGGAAAAGUCAGAUACUUUUCAGGCAGAAGGAAAUAAAAUAAGGAGCAUCAAGAUCCCCAGUGGUCCUCCUUCACCAGGAACAUCUGGUAAGUCAGGAGGCCAAUAUGAGAAUUUUCUAAAUACCUUUAAAGCACAAGAAAAAACAGAUGCUUAUACAACAAAUAACACUAAACAUCAUCUCGUUUCUGAGUUAGGUUCAGUUCAUUGUGAUUUUGAAGAUAGUUUCUAUCUGGAUACUCAAUCAGAGAAAAUGAUACAACAGAUGACACGUGAAAGGACUGAAGAAGGAACAAAGGGCACCAGCCUAGCAACAGGGAUGAUGCAGAAGAGCUUAGACAAACAGAGCUUCAUGAGCAUUUUACAGGAUAAUAGUCACGUUAUUUUACCUGAUGAACAACAUUCUCCAGGAGUGAUAAAUACAGACAACAUGCAUCUUAAGCCUACAGAUGCUAUGAAACAAAGCACAGGUUCACAGGGGGUUGAUAUCCUGACUCCAAAAAGCCCACUUUUUCAUUCUCCAGUUCUAUUUGGGGAAAAUGGCCCUUGUUUUAAAGGUAAUGAGCUUUCUGUUACUGACUCUCAAUUAAAUAGUUUUCUUCAAGGUUAUCAAACACAAGAGUUUAUGAAACCAGUUAUGUCUCUGAUUCCUCAGGAAAAAACUCCCACUGAUAUAGAAGUGCAAUGUCCUCUAGCUCGUGAAACAAGUUUGAAUUUGAGUGACAGUUUACUGUUCGACAGUUUCAGUGAAGACUGCCCAAUGAAAGAACAACUGUUUGAAGUACAAGCAAAAGAACCUUCUCCUGAAAUAAAGUCAAGCCAUUUCACUGACUCUCUGUGUCCUCAACCAGAGGGCCCAAAUGAAAAAUUAAAUAUGAAUGAGAAUCAAGCUAAUGAACACCAGUUGCCUUGUCUCAGUGAUGAGUCUAUUUUAUUUUCAGAUACAGAUUCUGCUCAGAUGGCUGAAGCUUUGGACAAUGUAAAGAUAGCUCCUGUCCAAGAGAAACUUAAUGCUGUUGUAUCUCAUAUAGCUGUAGAACACAAUGACCUAUCACUUGUCAGUAAUGAUGAUCCCCAAAGAAAAGAUACUGGAGUAAAUAAUGAUGAAAGAUCUCAUAUAAAUAGAUUAACUGGAGAAAGGCAAAAUAAUUCAUUCACAUGGUCAGGGUCAUCAUUUGAUUUAAGUCCAGGACUGCAAAGGAUUUUAGAUAAAGUAUCUACUCCUAUAGGACAUGAAGAGCAAAAAUUUAGCACUACAAACUUUUCUAACUUGAAAGGAAAAAAUACAGAUUUAGAUGACAAACAAGAAGUGAUUUCCAUUUUGGAGCCAAAUCAAGAACCUGGAAACUCAUUUUCUUCUAAUAUUGAAGUAAAAAGCAAGAUUGAAACGCUAGAGAACAAUGCCAUUCAUGGUGAAACUCCAUCCCUCUUGCCCUAUAAGGAAAACUGUAUAAUUGAUGAUAAUGGUCUCAUUCCUCCUACACCUGUUCCAACUUCUGCUUCUAAGCUGACAUUUUUAGAUGUUCAUGGACCAUCUGUAAAACUUCAGAAAACUAGUAAUGUUUUAAAACUUAAUGAAAGUUUUUCUCUUGGUUCACCUUUAGAUAUUAAAAACCACGAUUUAAGUUCAGACAGUAGAAAUGUUCUCAAAGAUGAUAGUCUUCUUAGAGAAAUAGGCUCUUUACUGCAGGUAUCACCAGAUGGGUCACAGUUAACAUCGUCCUUAUCCCAUUCAGAAAGUUUGUCCAUAAUUGAUGUAGCAAGUGAUCAAACUCUUUUUCAAACAUUUAUUAAGGAAUGGCAAUGCAAGAAGCGAUUUUCCAUCUCACUGGCUUGUGAAAAAAUUAGUAAAUUGACAUCUAAAGAUUCUUCUAUUGGUGGUAGGUUUAAGCGAGCUAACUCACCCCAGGAAGCCCCUAUUAGAGAUGAUGGAUUUCCUGUUAAAGGUUAUGAUGAUGUUUUGGUGGUUGGACUGGCAGUAUGCUGGGGUGGAAGGGAUGCAUAUUAUUUUUCAUUGCAGACAGAACAAAAGCAUUCUGAAAUUAGUGCCAGUUUGGCCCCACCUUCUUUGGAUCCAAACCUGACUGUAAAGGAGAGAAUGUGGCAUCUUCAGUCCUGUUUUCAAAAAACAGCUGAUAAAGAAUGUUCUGUUAUCAUCUAUGACUUCAUUGAGUGCUACAAACUUCUUCUUCUAUCCUGUGGCAUCUCCCUGGAACAAAGUUAUGAAGAUCCUAAGGUGGCAUGCUGGUUACUAGAUCCAGAUUCUAAGGAACCAACUCUUCACAGCAUAGUCACCAGUUUCCUUCCUCGUGAACUUCCACUGCUAGAAGGGAUAGAGACUGGCCAAGGAAUUCAGAGUCUGGGAAUGAAUAUAAGCACUGAGCAUUCUGGGCGAUACAGAGCAUGCGUAGAAUCCAUUCUCACCUUCAACUCUAUGAAUGAACUCAAUUUUUUGUUGAAGAAAGCAAACCUACAAGAUGUCUUCCAUAAAGUAGAAAUGCCCUCUCAAUACUGCUUGGCCUUGCUAGAACUAAAUGGAAUUGGCUUUAGUACUACAGAAUGUGAAAGUCAGAAACACAUCAUGCAAGCCAAACUGGAUGCAAUUGAGAUCCAGGCCUACAAUCUUGCUGGCCACACCUUUUCCUUCACCAGUUCAGAUGACAUUGCUGAGGUUUUAUUUUUGGAAUUGAAGUUACCACCAAAUGGAGAGAUGAAAAACCAAGACGUCAAGAAAACUUUGGGAUAUACGAGAAGAAGAAAUGACAAUGGACACAAGCAAAAGCAGAGAAAACAGUUCAGCGCUAGUAAGGAUGUUUUAAAUAAAUUAAAGGCAUUGCAUCCUCUACCAGGCUUGAUAUUAGAGUGGAGAAGAAUCACAAAUGCUAUUACCAAAGUGGUUUUUCCCCUGCAGCGGGAAAAACGCCUGAAUCCUUUUCUUGGAAUGGAAAGGAUCUAUCCUGUGUCACAGUCACACACUGCUACAGGACGAAUAACUUUUACAGAACCAAAUAUUCAGAAUGUACCAAAAGAUUUUGAAAUCAAAAUGCCAACAGUAGUAGAGGAAAGUCCACCUUCUCAAGCCCCCAAAAGAAGAGGAAAUAGGAAGGGUUAUGGUCUGAACCCUGGACACCAGGCACAGAUGGAGGAGAGUGCUUCAGACAGAGGAAUGCCAUUUUCUGUUAGCAUGCGACAUGCUUUUGUGCCUUUUCCAGGUGGUUUAAUACUAGCUGCUGAUUACUCUCAACUUGAACUAAGAAUCUUGGCUCACUUAUCCAAUGAUCGACGUCUCAUUCACGUAUUAAACAGCGGAGCUGAUGUUUUCAAGAGUAUUGCAGCUGAAUGGAAGAUGAUUGAGCCAGAGUUUGUUGGAGAUGAUCUGAGGCAGCAAGCAAAGCAGAUUUGCUAUGGGAUCAUUUAUGGAAUGGGAGCCAAAUCUUUGGGAGAGCAGAUGGGUGUUAAAGAAAAUGAUGCUGCUUGCUACAUUGACUCAUUCAAGUCCAGAUACACAGGGAUUAAUCAUUUCAUGAAAGAAACAGUGAAGAAUUGUAAAAGAGAUGGAUUUGUUCAGACCAUUUUGGGAAGGCGUAGAUACUUACCAGGAAUCAAAGAUAACAACCCUUACCAUAAAGCACAUGCUGAGCGUCAGGCUAUCAACACAACAGUCCAAGGAUCAGCAGCUGACAUUGUCAAAAUAGCUACAAUUAACAUUCAGAAGCAACUAGAGACCUUUGACUCAACCUUCAAAUCCCAUGGUCAUCAGGAAGGCUUGAUCCAAAAUGACAAAACAGGAUUUUUAAUAAAGAGAAAACUGCAAGGGAUGUUCUGCCCAGUCAGAGGAGGCUUUUUCAUCCUUCAACUCCAUGAUGAACUCUUAUAUGAAGUGGCAGAAGAGGAUGUCAUCCAGGUAGCUCAGAUUGUGAAGAAUGAAAUGGAAAAUGCCAUAAAACUCUCUGUGAAACUGAAAGUGAAAGUGAAAGUGGGUGCCAGCUGGGGAGAGCUGAGGGAUUUUGAUGUAUAACUGUACAGCUGGUCAAGACCUCCCAGGGAUGUGGAACUUGUAACCUGGUGUUGGUCUGUACUGGCAAUCACCUAGAAAGAAUGGAAAUGAUCCUUGCACCUACUUCCUAAAAACAGAAACUCUCUAGUUUUACUGGACUGAGGAAGUAAUUUUAUAGUGAGAACUUCAAAAUAUGUACCAACAUUUGGUCUUCAUAGCAAGAAAAAAAGACCUUUUCUUAAAGCAAGAUGCUAAGUUUUUAUUCAUUCUCAAAGAAUAGCUAUGAAGUUGCCUUUUAUCAUUUACUACUGCUCUAAACAGGUUCGGAACACAUGCUUGAAAUAAUGCACUUAGCACUUUAAAGUUCACAUCUGUCUGGGGUGAGCAUGGAGAAAAUGGCACUGUUGCCUCAUAGGCGGGCACAGCCUUGUCUAGGAUUCAAACACUUGUGGCACAGACCCAAACAGAACCCAAGGACAGACAAGGAUUUGGUUUCACAUGCCACCUGGGUUAGUCAUCAUGUGUGAUUGUUCUCCAGUAUCAAUUGAAGACUACUAAAGUAGUGUUUUUAAGUAGCACUGACUUAAUUAGUAAAGUGCUAAGAUUUGGUAUGUAUGUAAUCUAGGAAUGGAUUUUUAAAUGCUGUUUCUUCCUUUUCUCUCCUUGGCCCAUGAAAUGAAUGUAUUUAUCAUACAUAUGUGCUAAAUAGUAAGCUACACCUCUUCAAGAGUUACCUGUUCUAUCAGAUCAUAUAUAGUACUACCAGAGAGAGAACACACCCCCUUAACAGUCCCCUAAUUUCUCUUAAUAUGUUUGUAACCUGUUCACAAUGCCCUUGCUUGAAAGACUUGUACUUUAUCAUUCCAGUCAGACAUGUGCAACUGACCUUGUUGUUGCUGAAAUAAAAUGAAUUUAUGAGAAAGUUCAUAGCAACAUUUCAUUUUUUUAGAAUUCUAUUUCUUGCUGCUUGUUUCAUGCCAGUUUCAGCUGUCCUGCAGUGCAUGACUACAUACCUAUGUCUCACAAAAUUAAGGAAACAAGUUUCUCCUCACAGCCAGAUGGAAGGAUGCCAUUCCCAUCAAGAUCAAGAUAACCAACGAUAAUGGGAAGUCUGAUUUUGAUGCCACAGAUACUUUUAUUUUUGUAGAGUAAGAGAAGGCAGAGAAACUAAA
Molecule: messenger RNA, 9003 nt
Organism: Erinaceus europaeus (western European hedgehog)
Lineage: Eukaryota; Metazoa; Chordata; Mammalia; Eulipotyphla; Erinaceidae
Gene: POLQ
Product: DNA polymerase theta
Exons: 30
Coding region: 134-7852 (2572 amino acids)
Biological process (GO): DNA-templated DNA replication; double-strand break repair via alternative nonhomologous end joining
Molecular function (GO): DNA-directed DNA polymerase activity; DNA binding; ATP binding
Source: RefSeq, a predicted model, not a curated record